This is a messenger RNA of Diversispora eburnea, 363 nucleotides long. NCBI's taxonomy places the organism in Eukaryota, Fungi, Glomeromycota, Glomeromycetes, Diversisporales, Diversisporaceae. The record is from the annotation of a GenBank genome assembly.
AUGUCUACUUUAAAAAAAUCCGACCUAGAAACAAACGCUUCCAUCUCUGCUAGAAAUCUCCUCAGGCAUCGUGCGAAGUCACAUGACGAAGCGGUCAUUAUGUUCUCUUCAGAAAAGAAUGCAGAAAUUUUACUCAAAGUUUCGCUAUUAAAAUUAGAAAGGAUACAAAAGAUGACUGUAUCCGAUUUCUCGAAAAUCGGAAUGGAAAGGUACAAUCGUCUUGUGAAGAAAGAAAAAUAUCUUCACGGAAAAUACCUAAUUGAUUUCAAGUUUAAGUAUUCAGACUUGGAAAUCAAUUCUGAAAAAAUGUUGGGAUCUUAUAGGGAAGGCUGGGGAUUAUUGGCUAGUGAUCAACACUGGUGA